This is a messenger RNA of Plodia interpunctella (Indianmeal moth), 4656 nucleotides long. It is a transcript of the gene unc-119, whose product is annotated as unc-119 lipid binding chaperone. The coding region runs from base 251 to 892 and encodes 213 amino acids. NCBI's taxonomy places the organism in Eukaryota, Metazoa, Arthropoda, Insecta, Lepidoptera, Pyralidae. Gene Ontology annotation, biological process: nervous system development; cilium assembly; lipoprotein transport. The record is from RefSeq and is a predicted model, not a curated record. The transcript is spliced from 3 exons. Gene Ontology annotation, molecular function: lipid binding. Gene Ontology annotation, cellular component: cilium.
AAUAUACAAACGUCAUUAUUUCAUCAAAGUUAAUUUUUUUUUGUCCGACUGAACCAUAAUUGAACGGAUUGAUUUGUUUGCAGAAAUAAAAUGAAUUAAAAAAUAAGUAGUACCUACAUAAAAUAAAUUCUAAAAAUGAUAAGAUAAAAAUAUUCAUCUUGUUCAGAUGCUAGUUCAGCCGUGCCUAUAUUUUUGUGAUUAAUUUAUAGGUAAUCUACUUUACCAUUCGUUCUACUAAAUUGAUUUAAAAAUGAGUUUGGUUGGGAAGAAGUGCGAAUCAAUUGCCAUUACAGAUUCAAAUAAAGAUGGUAUCAUCAGUGAAAUAACACCAGAUGAUGUAUUGCGCCUGGACAGGAUUACUGAUACAUAUCUCUGUAGUCCCGAAGCCAAUGUAUACGACAUAGAUUUUACGCGAUUUAAAAUUAGAGAUUUGGAGACUGGAACAGUGUUGUUCGAAAUAGCAAAGCCUCCAACUGACUUUGGCGUGGACAAUGAGGGCACUGAGGAUACUCCAGAGGAGCCUCUCGAUCCAAAUGCGGGAAGAUUCGUCCGAUACCAAUUUACUCCUCAAUUUUUGAAACUGAAGACUGUCGGAGCCACUGUGGAGUUCACAGUAGGUUCCCGACCAGUAAACCAUUUUAGAAUGAUUGAAAAGCACUUCUUUCGAGACACAUUGCUCAAAACAUUUGAUUUUGAGUUUGGAUUUUGCAUUCCAUUUUCUAGAAACACCUGUGAACAUAUAUACGAGUUUCCAGCCCUGCCAUCUGAUCUAGUUGAAGAAAUGAUUGCAGCACCAUUUGAGACUUGUUCGGACAGCUUUUACUUCGUGGAUAAUCGCCUUGUGAUGCACAACAAGGCAGAUUAUGCAUAUAAUGGUGGUAUAAACAACUAAAUCUUUCACUGGCAUGCUGAACUACUUAUAUAGUAUCACUUGUGUUUUUAUGAUAUGAAUGCACAUGCUUCAAUAUAGCCAUUGUGCUGACUGUACACUAUCUGCAAAGAGUUCGCCAAAGCCAAGUUACAAUAUACAUUGCUGGUAUUUUAAUGCUGGUAAACAAAUGAUCUCAUACAAACUAUGCAAUUGACUUUAAUUCCCUUAGGCAGCUGUCUGAGUUUACCAAUAGUGUGUAGCCAGCAUUAUGAAUGAAAUCCUAUAUUUAUACUCAGUUUACAAAAAAUUUGCAUUCAUUAUCAUUAAUGAAAAUUUAAGUGGCACUAUCUAAGACUCCAUUUGUCAAUCAUCAAAGUUUGUUCAAUCCAAUAAUAUUGCUAUCUCUUUCAUCUUGCAUAACCUUACGAAAGAGAUAGCAAUAUAUUCGACAAACAAAUUUGAUAAAAGAAAUAUAAGCUAAUGAACUGUAUAAUAGAUUUACUUAUGUUCUUAUUUACAAUUCCUAAUUGGCACUCAUUAUUUUAUCUGGAAAUUUUAAAAAGUGUUUAUUGUUAUAUUUUACACAUUCCAUUGGUUUGUAAUAUUGAUUGUUUGAUAUUGUGAUCUAAAUUAUUGUGAUGUAUAUCUAUUUACUAUUAUUAUCAAACAUUUUAGUUAAGUACUUAAUUUUAAUCAACUUGAAUUUGUAAUUUAUGGUUUCAUAAUUUAUUGUUAUAGAUUUUCUCAAAGUGAAACUUACAUUUGUGAGAGAAACAAUGAAAUCAAAGAAAAUGAAGUAGGAUGUGGUACAAUUUAAAACACCGAAGUUAUUCAAUAAUAAAAAUUAAGAUAAAAUAUUUUCUAGCAUACAAAUAGACAAAUAUGUUAAGAAAGCCAUUGAUCUUAUAUGUAUACUAGUUUUUGAGUUUAUUGCGAACAGACAGACCGACACGGCAGAGGACUUUGUUUUAUGUAAGGAUAAAAAUAAUCCAUUUUUAGCUUCUUGUUCAUCAGAAAACUAGGUGUGAAUACAGUAAUGGACUUUUGGGUUUUGUAUGCUCCAUAUAGGUUCUAAACUUGGGCCUAAUAGCCAUAGUAAUAUUUGCCUAUUUCAAAGGCGAGUUAAGUGACUAUCGUGUGUAUUAAUGGAAUAGCGCCUUUAUGCAAUCAAUAAUAACUGACCAAGGUCGCGGUGUGUCACCAGCGUGCGUGAUACGGUUGAAAUAUUUGUUAUGGGUGGUGGGCGGGGAGGCUUAGUUCGAUAGACAAGGUUGCUUACUCGGCGUCAUAGGCAAAGAAAACUAACGACAUCGACCCAGCUUAGCCAAAUUAAAAACAUUUCUUAACUUCAAAAAAUUCAACACAUACGUUCAAUUUUUGUCGAUACCGUUUAACUAAUAGUAGGUUAGGUACCUAUAACUUGAUGGACUAACCCAUCUAUUGCAUCUAGAAUAAAGUGGGCGUUGGUGCAGUGGGUAAAGAUUGAGGGACAGAAUAUAUAAGCGCUCUGUCCCGUUUGUUAUAUAAUACAAGCUUCUCUUGUAUAAGUGAAACAAAAGAUAUGACGAUGUCUGUAGUUUUCUAUGGCUACGUCACGGUACCAAAAAUUGUAAGUUGUAAUAUUGUAAUCAAUUGCAAUGAUAGAUUAGCUUCAUAUUCUGAUGAUUUUACAAAAUCACUCUCAUUAAUGAAUGCCUCUCACGAUAUAACUGACUACUUUUUCAACUUUUUGAAUAGUAAAUAAUUUAUUAUCUAGGUACUUAUUUGAAAGUUGUUUAUGUACCUAAUUAGUAUAUUUCACAUUCCGGUAAAGUGAUGCUUUACUUUUCCAACAUAAAACAUUGUAUUUGUCUUUAUUUUAAAUACUAUUUCUUGAAUCCAUUAUUUACUUGUCAAUUUUUAAAGUACAUUAUCAGUAUUUGCUCAUAUUUUCUUUUUAAGCUUUUUCCACUAAUCAUAUACUCAUCAUAUAACAUCAUCAGAAAAACACAUAAAUACCUCUUCAUUACCAACCGAUAGCCAGGUUGUUGCGGAGUUAUCAUUAGAACCUUCUUCUAAUUCGAGAGAUUUUAGUAUCCAACAAAUAUAUUUUUUGAGUUUGAAAUCAAAUAUAAAACUAUCCUACUGAAUAGUGGGAAGGCAACUUUAUCUAUAUAGGUACUUGACUUAUUGAGAGUGCCUUUAUUGAGAAUUUGUUAUGGACACUUCGUUUUCACUAUUUAGCACUUAAUGUUUAUUCACUUAUUGUAUUAUUGUGUGAAACACUUUUGUAAUGUGAGUAGGCUAAGUGGGUGCUUCACUGAUCUAAAAACUAGUCAUUCGAAUAUAAUUAAUUGUAAAUCUAUUCUGUCAUGAAAUAUUGAAACAAAUAACUUGAAAUACAGGGAGGACGUAAUAAUACAACAAAUUAUAAGAUUUACCUUAACAAAAUCAAAUCAAUAAAAUUGUCUUUAUUGUUUUUAAUUAUAAAUGUAAUCAUGUUUUAAAUUUACAAUUAUUUUCCAUAAUGUUAUAAGUCAUUAUUCAUUACGAUCUCGUCAGAAGAAGAAAUAUAUACUCAGUUUAUACAUAUUUAAUGGUUUUUAAUAUAAGACUGCUCCGAAAUAAUAGUAAAGUACUGUAAAAGUAUUGUGCAACCUACGAAUACGUUUCGCAGUUUAACACAUUGGAGUUUAAAGGUUUUAACGGCAUAAUGAUUAUUUUAUAUUCCAAGGUGGACAGAAAGCAUUAACGACAAUAAUAUUAAAACAUUAAGACUUAAAUAGUUUGGUUCGAAACUCUACCUAUGCCGGCUAUACAUUAUCGCGGAACAGUUCGCAGAACUUUGGCGGAUUCGGCAUACCUACAUUGUUGUAUUUUCAAUGUGUAAUUUUCGUGCAUUCGCGUCGACAUCUGUCAGGAGUUCGGCGAUUGUUUAUCUGCCGGCAUUACAAAACUAAUGUUUGUUGUUUGUUUUGUACGGUGUAAGCCAGUGGAACCUCACACUUCGUAUAAUUUAAGGUCAAAACACGGCUGCAUCAGCCAUUGCUUUCAAAUAUUUUUGAAAGGCCUACCACGAAAUACACAAACACGCACGCAGCACGUUACUAACGUCCACAAGCUAUCCCUUUUCCCAUAUACCGUGUACGCAUCGUGCAAAAAAAAAGAUAGAACGUGUGGACGCACUGACUUGCUAUGCGUUUGUGUUGCUAUUUGCAGUAUGGCGGUUGGUUUUAUCGCAGGAACUAAAAUGAUUUAAAACAUUUGAACUCUUAUAAUGCCGUCCAAAUUGCUUGUCCAAUCAAGCGAACUUAUCAUAAAUUCUCAAGACUAUAAUAUUGAAUGUGUUCACGUGUGUGUUUAUUUGCUAUAUGUUUAAUUUAUUUAUGUAAUGGUAGAUAUCAUCCACGGAUGUUGCAGUAGCGAUGUGGUAGGUAUGUAAUUGUUAAGAUGCAGAUUACUCUGUAGAUAAGGCUGAGGUGCAGAACUAUUUAAAUCUUUUGAAGUACUAUCUUGACCGCAGACUUAUAUGUAAACCUCAAGAUCUCGACCAUAUUGUUUUUUAUUCUUACAAGAAUAUUCUUGUGUGAAAAAAAAACUGAUUUUAUAUUUUCUCCAAACUUUUGAUUAUUUUAUUUGUAGAAAUCGAGUGGUUUUUCAGUUGUAAACACAGAUAUAUGAACAUUAUGUUCAUAUAUCUGUGUUAUAGGUUGUAAACGGUUGUAUUUUAAUCUAUACUAAUAAUGAUCUGCCUUGUCACUGUCACUACACUAGUUUGUCGAUGAGAUAAAAAAUAACAAUAAUGA